Molecule: messenger RNA, 480 nt
Organism: Adineta ricciae
Lineage: Eukaryota; Metazoa; Rotifera; Eurotatoria; Adinetida; Adinetidae
Source: the annotation of a GenBank genome assembly
AUGCAUUGGUCACGGAAAUUGAUUAGUCGAUUGCUUAGAUAUGCAAUUGUUAUUUCAACUUUACUUAUGCUUUGGAAGAGUCUCAUACUGGCAACAAAUUGUUCACAGCCUAUUCUUGUCGUAUUGAGUGGUGGGUACAGUUUUCACAAUCUUGGUGAUUUACUUUUCGUAACUAAUUAUCCAGCAGAUUCUAUUCGUGCAGGAGAUGUUGUCGUAUUUCGAAUAGAAGGUCGUUUUAUACCGAUUGUUCAUCGAGUGAUUCGAGUACAUGAAAGAGAAGAUGGCUACGUGAAAUUUUUAACUAAAGGGGACGGGAAUAGUGUGGAUGAUCGUGGACUCUAUUCAGUCGGACAAUUAUGGCUUGAAAGAGAACAGAUUGUUGGAAAAGUCAAAGGAUAUUUUCCGUAUUUAGGUUUAUUCAUCAUUUUACUUUCUAACUUACCUCUACUAGAUCGUCUCCUAUUGAGAGUGGUGACAUAG